Messenger RNA from Chelmon rostratus (copperband butterflyfish), 4968 nucleotides. RefSeq names its product complement C3-like. Bases 1 to 4968 code for a protein of 1655 amino acids. NCBI's taxonomy places the organism in Eukaryota, Metazoa, Chordata, Actinopteri, Chaetodontiformes, Chaetodontidae. The record is from RefSeq and is a predicted model, not a curated record. Gene Ontology annotation, cellular component: extracellular region. The transcript has 43 exons. Gene Ontology annotation, molecular function: protein binding; endopeptidase inhibitor activity.
AUGAGCAGGACUCUGCUGUGGCUGGUGGCCUCUCUGGCCUUUGCCUCCCUCACUUCUCUGGCUAAUGGAGCGCCGUUGCAGGUGUUGUCUGCCCCCAACUUGUUGCGGGUAGGAACAGCAGAAAACAUCUUUGUGGAGUGUCAAGGCUGCACAGGAGGGAACAUUAGGGUGGACAUCAGUGUGGUGAGCCAUCCAACCAAAGUCAGAAGGCUGACAUCCACAUCUGUGACCCUCACCAGUGCAAAACACUUCCAGGAGUUUGCUCAGAUUACGGUCCCCGCUGCUGACUUCAGCAAGGAUCCCAACAUUAAGCAGUAUGUGUACCUGCAAGCUCAGUUCCCCGACCGACUGCUGGAGAAAGUCGUCUUGGUGUCGUUCCAGUCCGGGUACAUCUUCAUCCAGACAGACAAGACCAUUUACACCCCCAACAGCAAAGUUCAUUACAGGAUGUUUGCAGUGACGCCCCGUAUGGAGCCAGUAGAGAGGGAUGCUGCAACUCAAGCUGAAGCCUCUAUUGCCAUUGAGUUUGUGACCCCUGAUGGCAUCAUUUUACCACUUGAUGCAGUCUCUCUGACAUCAGGGAUCCACUCUGGAAGUUAUAAGCUUGGUGAAAUUGUCAGUCCUGGAGUGUGGAAGGUGGUGGCGAAGUUCCACAACAACCCGCAGGAGAGCUUCUCUGCAGAGUUUGAGGUCAAAGAAUACGUGCUGCCCAGUUUUGAGGUGAAACUGACGCCUAAGAGCUCCUUCUUCUACGUGGACAGUCAAGAACUCACCGUCACUAUCAAAGCUACGUAUCUAUUUGGUGAAGAGGUGGAUGGGAUGGCCUAUGUGGUAUUUGGGGUUAUGCAUGAUGGUCAAAAGAAGAGCUUUCCAAGUUCUCUUCAGAGAGUGCAGAUUAAGGAAGGACUUGGAGAAGUCAAACUGAAGAGAGAUCACAUCAUAGACACCUUCCCGAACAUCAUCGAGCUGGUGGGGAAUCCCAUAUUUGUAUCUGUCAGUGUGCUGACGGAGAGCGGUGGCGAAAUGGUGGAGGCGGAGUUGAGAAGCAUCCAGAUUGUCACAUCACCUUACACCAUCCACUUCAAGAAAACACCAAAAUAUUACAAGCCAGGAAUGUCCUUCGAUGUUGCGGUUGAAGUUGUGAAUCCUGAUGGCACUCCUGCACAAGGUGUUGCAGUGGUGGUCGAUCCAGGCCAGGUGCGUGGCCUCACUGCGGCCAAUGGCAUGGCGAGGCUUACCAUCAAUACAGAGGCAAGGACCAGCAGUCUGGCAAUCACAGCUAAGACCAGUGAUCGUCUUCUUACACAAGAAAGACAGGCAUCAGCCUCCAUGGUAGCUCUCCCAUAUGUCACCUCAAGCGACAGCUAUAUCCAUAUAGGUGUGGAUGCAGCUGAGCUGGCAGUAGGAGAAAAUCUGAAAAUCAACCUGAUCCUCAACAAGCGGGAAAAUGCACAAACUGACAUCACAUACCUGAUCAUGAGCAGAGGUCAACUGGUGGAAAGUGGGCGUUAUGAGGCAAAAGGCCAAGUACUGAUUUCCCUGAUUGUAACUAUUACCAAAGAAAUGCUGCCAUCAUUCCGCAUCAUAGCCUACUACCAUACAAAUAGCAAUGAAGUGGUGUCAGACUCUGUUUGGGUGGAUGUCAAGGACUCCUGCAUGGGCUUGCUGAGGCUGGAAUCAACGAGACCUGCUCCCUCGUAUGAGCCUCGAAGGAUGUUUGGCCUGAAGGUCACUGGAGAUCCAGGGGCCACAGUGGGACUGGUGGCGGUUGACAAAGGCGUCUAUGUUCUAAACAACAAGCACCGCCUCACCCAGAAAAAGGUGUGGGACAUUGUAGAGAAGUACGACACAGGCUGCACACCAGGUGGAGGGAAGAAUGGUAUGAAUGUGUUCUACGAUGCCGGGCUGUUGUUUGAGACCAACACGGCUUCCGGGACUCCCUACAGACUAGAAUUGAAAUGUCCACAAAGUCCCAGCAGGAGGAGACGAACUACUAUAAUGGACGUCACAACCACCUUAGUGAGUCAAUAUGAAGACAAACUGCAACGUGAGUGUUGUUUGGAUGGCAUGAAGGACACCCCUGUGUCAUACAGCUGUGAGAGGCGGAGCGAGUACAUCGUGGACGGUACAGCCUGCGCCGAGGCCUUCCUGCACUGCUGCAAGGAGAUGGAACGCCAGCGAGCUGACAGGAAGGAGGAUAGUCUCCAACUGGCUCGCAGUGAGGAGGACGACAGCUACAUGGACAGCAAUGAAAUUGUUUCUCGCACCAAGUUCCCUGAAAGUUGGCUGUGGUCAGAUAUUAAACUGCCUGAUUGCCCUCCAGACACACCGAACUGCGAGCCCACAUCGUUUGUGAAAAAUGUUCCUUUGCAAGACUCAAUCACAACCUGGCAGUUCACUGGUAUUAGUCUGUCAAAAACUCACGGUGUCUGUGUUGGUGAUCCGUUAGAGGUAAUUGUUCGGAAGGAAUUCUUCAUUGAUCUCAGGCUGCCCUACUCUGCUGUCCGAGGAGAGCAGCUAGAAGUUAAGGCGAUCCUCCACAACUACAGCCCAGAUCGCAUCACUGUGCGUGUGGAUCUGAUUGAGGACAAGCAUGUGUGCAGUGCAGCCUCUAAACAUGGAAGGUACCGUCAGGAAGUCAAAAUUGGGCCCCAAACCACACGAUCUGUACCCUUCGUCAUUAUCCCCAUGAAGGAAGGACAACAUCGCAUUGAGGUCAAAGCAGCUGUUAAAGACUCAUCGCUCAAUGAUGGAAUCAUGAAGAUGCUGCUGGUGGUGCCUGAAGGUGUGCUGGUUAAAUCUCCUCAGAUUAUAACUCUAGACCCAGUUAAGAGAGGUGGUACACAACAAGAAAUUAUCAGAAGUAAAAUUCCAAUGAGAGAUUUGGCUCCAAACACACCUACUCUCACAGAGAUCUCUGUGACAGGCAGAGAACAAGUCUCUGCACUGGUGGACAAGGCCGUCAGUGGGAAUUCAAUGGGUACUCUGAUCCAACAGCCUGGAGGCUGUGGGGAGCAGAACCUGGCCUCCAUGACCCUGCCUGUCAUUGCAGCCACAUAUUUGGACAAAACCAACCAGUGGGAAGCUGUGGGCUUCGAGAAGCGUAACGAAGCCCUCCAACACAUCAGGACUGGCUACCACAACGAGCUUGCCUACCGUAAAAGUGAUGGGUCUUUUGCUGUGUAUCCUCAUCGUCAAAGUAGCACCUGGCUGACAGCUUAUGCUGUCAAGGUGUUUGCCAUGGCCAACAAUCUGGUUGCAGUGCCAAGCAACGUCAUCUGUAGCGCUGUCAGGUUUCUGAUUCUCAAGGCACAACAACCUGACGGCAUGUUUAGAGAAGAUGGAUAUGUGUUCAGUAGUUUUAUGCGUGGUGAUGUGGAAGGCACAGAUUCAGAUGCCUCCAUGACGGCCUUCUGCCUCAUUGCUAUGCAGGAGUCACGCACAAUAUGUGCUCCCUCUGUUAAUAGUCUGCAUGACAGUAUAAACAAAGCAGUGUCCUACCUGCAGAGACGUCUGCCCUACCUCACCAACCCAUAUUCUGUUGCCAUGACAUCAUACGCCCUGGCCAAUGAAAAGAAACUGAACCGGGCGACCCUUUACAGAUUUGCUUCCUCAGGUCGGUCCCAUUGGCCAGUCCCUAAGGGACGCGUUUACACCCUGGAGGCCACAGCGUACGCUCUACUUGCUCUGGUCAAGGCUGAGGCACUUGAAGAAGCCAAACUGGUUGCCAGAUGGUUCAACAAACAGCGGAAGGUGGGCGGAGGCUAUGGAUCAACUCAGUCUACUAUAAUGGUGUACCAGGCUAUAGCUGAGUAUUGGUCCAAUGCUAAAGAACCAGAGUACAAUCUCAAUGUGGACGUAAUGUUGCCAGGAAGGUCGAAGCCGGAGAAGUACAACUUCAACAAGGAGAACCACUACGCCACAAGAACAUCUAAAAUCAAUGAUAUAAACCAGGAUGUGACAGUGACUGCCACAGGCACAGGAGAGGCAACAGUGACGAUGGUAUCGCUGUAUUACGCUCUGCCUAAAGAAAAGGAAAGCGACUGUCAGAAGUUCAACCUGUCGGUGCAGCUCCUCCCAGACAAAGUGGAUGAGGAUGAGAUGAUAUACAAGCUGAGAAUAGAGGUUUUGUUUAAGGACAGCGAGCGCGAUGCAACCAUGUCAAUUCUGGAUAUUGGCUUGUUAACUGGCUACACCGCUAACACAAAUGACCUGGACUUAUUGUCCAAAGGACAUGCCCGCACCAUUGCAAAAUAUGAGAUGAACACAGUCCUGUCAGACAGAGGCUCGCUUAUCAUCUACAUGGAUAAGAUUUCUCACACACGACCAGAAGAGAUCGUGUUCAGGAUCCAUCAGAAGCUCAAAGUGGGCGUCUUACAACCAGCUGCUGUGUCUGUCUAUGAAUACUAUGAACAAACACAUUGUGUAAAAUUCUACCACCCAGCGAGGAGAGCUGGACAGCUCAUGCGGCUUUGUAGAAAUGAUGAAUGUACAUGUGCUGAAGAGAACUGCAGUAUGCAGAAAAAAGGCGACAUCAGCAAUGACCAGCGCACAGAAAAGUCCUGUGAGACUACUCCAACCAGCAAAAUAGAUUUUGUGUACAAAAUGCGAGUGGAUCAAUUUACAGAUGGUUUGUCCACUGACAUUUACACAAUGCAAGUACUGGAAGUCAUCAAAGAAGGAAGCUAUGAUGUGGGUCCUCAGGGUAAACAGCGCAUAUUCCUCAGUUAUCCGCACUGCAGGGAGUCUUUAAACCUGACAACAGGCAAAACCUACCUGAUCAUGGGCACAUCUGAAGAUAUUCACUUAGAUGAUCAAAAUGAAUUGCACCAGUAUGUACUUGGUGAGAGAACCUGGAUCGAGUACUGGCCCACAGACGCAGAGUGUCAGACUGGUGAAUACAGACCUACCUGUCUGGGCAUGGAGGAGCUGGUCCAGCGGUAUACAUUGUUUGGAUGUCAUCAGUAG